GUUGAUUUUAUUUCAUUUUUUUAUAUUUUGUUUUAAUUUCAUCCUUGUCCCAAUCUUCCAUCCAAUAAAUCAGCACGGAGAUUUCUCGCAGUCCCGCCGAUCCCCCGCAGGAGACGUGAAGAAGUUAAGAAUGUGGGGGCCCGACACUGGCAAGGUUCAUCCCACAGGAAUUGCACGCAGUCAGGAAACUUCUCCUUCCGAUCGCUCAGGAACCGGUUCAUCCCCGCAUGCCCAGCCAAUCGUGAAUCUUGGCUUUCAUAAAUAUCAUCUGCAUGAUGCUAUUUGUCUCACCCUCCACCGGACGGCCAAGAGUAUACGCACGAUGGGCCCAUCGCCCAUCAAUGCCUAUAUAAUCCCCCGUUUUCGACUUCAGAUUCCUCUCAAAGUGACCAAAUCAUUCCAACAUGAAGACUUUUUCGUCACUGGCCUUGGCCAGCUUGGCCCUAGGAACUGCUGCCCUCGAUGCCGAGGAGAUCACCAAGCAAUACUACGGCAACGAUGCAGCUUGGUACCUGGAUCGCAUUCCCCUCUUUGAAUCCAGCGCCUCCGAGAUCCAAGACGUCUAUUAUUAUCGCUGGAAUGUCUUUCGAGCCCAUCAGCGUGAUCUGGGGUCAUACGGGUAUAUCUCCACCGAGUUCAUCGUCGACGUGAGCUGGCAAGUUCAGCCAUACGCGCUUCUGAUCAACGCGGCCAACUUCCAUCUGCGCGAGGGGCGAUGGUGUCGCGAUCGUCGAUUCAAGAAUGAAUAUGCGACGUUCUUGUACGGCCCCAACGGCAACCCCUACCAGUUCUCCGAGAGCAUGGCCGACGGUGUGUGGCAGGGUUACCUGGUUGAUGGCGUGGCAGACGAUGCAACCGCCCAUCUCGACGCCAUGCAGAAGGUGUACAAGGGCUGGAACUCGACCAUGGAUAUUGGUGGAUACGACACGUCGAAGGGUCUGUACUGGAUCCAGCCCUUGACUGAUGCGACCGAGUAUACCAUCUCUAGUAUCGAUGCUUCGGGAGGAGAAGACGGGUUUACCGGUGGCUUUGCCUUCCGUCCCAGCAUCAACAGCUACCAAUACGCGAACGCACUGGCCAUUUCCAAGCUGGCCAGCCUCCAAGGCAACAAGGCAGUCGCCGACGACUACGAGGACCAGGCCAAGACGAUUAAGAAACUGGUGCAGGACUCCCUGUGGAACAGCACAUUCGAGCAUUUUAUCGACCGCUACAAGCAGGACAACGAGCAUGUCACUUACUGGGACUUCAUCCGAGGCCGUGAGCUGGUCGGCUACGUCCCCUGGACCCAUGAUCUGCCCGAUGACACGGAAGACUACGCCCAGGCAUGGAAACAUCUGAUCGACUCGGACAAGCUGGCCGGCGAGCAUGGUCUGCGCACCAACGAGCCCAGCUACGAGUACUACAUGCGCCAAUAUCGCUACGAAGGCAAGAACCGCGAAUGCCAAUGGAACGGACCGGCGUGGCCCUACCAGACCACGCAAGCCCUCACUGCCCUUGCCAACCUGUUGGACCACUAUCCCACCGGAGCCGGAGCCGGCGUCAUAUCCAAAGCCGACUACACCAAGAUCCUAACGCAGUACGCGAAACUGCACUACAACCCCAUCCGCGGUGGUCUAAACAUCGAGGAAGACUACGAGACCGACACCGGGAAUCCAAUCGUCGGUCUCGACCGCUCUCCUCACUACUUCCACUCCGGCUACGUCGACCAGGUCAUCUCCGGCUUCGUCGGCAUCCGACCCCGCGAGGACGACGUCCUCGAGGUAAACCCGCUCGCAGACGUCGAGACCGUAUCGUACUUCCGCGCCGAGCGAAUCCUCUACCACGGCCACGACGUCGCCGUCCAAUGGGACGCAACAGGCGACAAGUACGGCAAAGCGGGUCUCAUCGUGGAAGUCGAUGGCGAACAAGUCGCCACGGCGGAUAAACUCAGCCGCGUAACUGCUAAAAUCACACGCAAGGAUCCCCCCAGCUUUGAAAAGCCCGUCUCCGUCUCCAUCCAACUCGCCACCUCUUCUGACUACCCGAAAGGCAGCGUUUCUGUCGCUGAUGCCGACGCCGAGAGAGUGCACGGCGCCAUCGACGGCCGCGUCUGGUUCUUCCCGGACUCAAGCAUCGCGAACGGAUGGGACUCGCCCGCCGGCAACGGCAGCGAAGUAUGGUACCAGAUUGACUUUGGCAGCGGGACAAAGACCGCAAGCUCAGAGAUUGCGUUCUUCGCCAAUAGUACGCAGGGAUUUGAUGCGCCGGAGAGCUACCGUAUCCAGACUAACGAGUCUGGUUCGUGGAAGGAUGUGGCGAACGCCAAGUAUAGCGACCCCUUGGCGAAUGGCAUUACGCGGGCGUCGUGGGAUGAAGUUACCACGAAUCAGAUCCGGUUGGUGUUCCAGCCACAGGAUGAGAAGAAGGUGCGAUUGGUGGAGUUCAAGGUGUUUGAGGAGGUGGUGAAGGGUUGAUGGUGAUGCGACUGGGGAUGGAUGAGUGUCCUCUUCGAUGGUUACUGUACAUAAGUUUUAUGCGUUAAGCAUUUGCGCAGUCAUUUUCAAGGCAACAAUCUU
Aspergillus steynii IBT 23096 is the source of this 2555-nucleotide messenger RNA. Its product is annotated as six-hairpin glycosidase. The record is from RefSeq and is a predicted model, not a curated record. Gene Ontology annotation, biological process: carbohydrate metabolic process. The coding region runs from base 405 to 2453 and encodes 682 amino acids. Lineage: Eukaryota; Fungi; Ascomycota; Eurotiomycetes; Eurotiales; Aspergillaceae. The transcript has a single exon.